AUGGUUGAUCAAUUAAUUCAUAUGCAACAAGAAAUAGAUAGGUUACAGCACAUUUCUUUAAACAGAGAAAUUUCAACAAUAUUUUAUUCGAAAUUUCUACAAAUUGAAACAUUAAUUAAUGAAAUUUUUAUAACAUCAUUAGACAAACCAAUAUCAAAAUUAAUUUUUCAAUUAAACAUCAAUGCAGUAAAAAUUGAUAAACAAUAUGAUAUAAUACGUGCUGAUCCAUUUUAUCUUCUUGUUGAGGAUAAGUUAAAUAAAUCAAAUUUAUGCUUUUCUAUGUACUCCGGAACAAGAUAUGCAAUAAUGAAUAAAAUCACUAAAUGUGCAAGAAACAUUAUGUUUGAUCCAAUAGACGAUCAUCAGUCACCAUUUAUUUUUCAUUCAGUUGAUUGCAAGAAUAAUACCAAUUUUUCAAAAGCAAAAUGGAAGACAAUUGAAUGUAGAUCAAAAGAACUGAUAACACCAGAAGAAAUUGUUCAAGUAAAAAACGAUGAAAAUUUUAUUUAUUUUUAUUGUUUUAAUCAAAACAUCACUAUUCAAGGCUUGACAUAUCCCUGUAAAAAUCAAAUUUAUAAAAUAAAACGUGGACAAAGUUUAACAAUAAAUCAACAAACCGUAUCAUUUACAAAAAUGAAGAUUGAUUUACAUCAUCAUAUUCAUGAUGAUUUAAGCGAAAUACUAAAUGUUCAAACAUUUGAUACAUUUGGUUCUUCCAUCAAUUUACAAGAUUUAUCCACUAUGGUUGAAAAAGAAGAUCAAUUAAUUAACAAAAUCAUUUAUUCAUACUUACAAACAUAUUAUAUUCAUUUAAUUGUAAUAAUAUCAAUCAUAUUAUUGUUAAUAUUCAUAACCUUAUUCUAUUGUCAAUAUAAUAAGACCAAAAAUUACAAAAAAAUUAUUCUCGAACAAUAUCGAUUAGCCGCACUUCAAUCAAGUCACACAUAA
Messenger RNA from Dermatophagoides farinae (American house dust mite), 948 nucleotides. The record is from RefSeq and is a predicted model, not a curated record. NCBI's taxonomy places the organism in Eukaryota, Metazoa, Arthropoda, Arachnida, Sarcoptiformes, Pyroglyphidae.